Nicotiana tabacum (common tobacco) is the source of this 838-nucleotide messenger RNA. NCBI's taxonomy places the organism in Eukaryota, Viridiplantae, Streptophyta, Magnoliopsida, Solanales, Solanaceae. The record is from RefSeq and is a predicted model, not a curated record.
ACAAUAAACGAUGUGAUAACGGGGAUAGUGCAAUACGGAACGAGAUUAUAUAUGCAAGGAGUAAAUCAAGAAUCAUGCAAUGGAAAAUGCACUGCACUCGUUUUAUUCAAUACUAGAGCUCUUGGGGGUUACAAGUCAGUGAAUGAUAUGAUCAAACCUAAUUCUGAUAUGCCUUGGGGAAAUCAUUUCACUUUUUUGCCUGUCUCUUUACCUAAGCUAACUAAUUUGACUAAACGUGAUCACUCCUCUAUUAAUCCUCUUGCCUUUGUUCAAAAAGCUCAUCGAAUGAUCGACAGGAAAAGAAAUUCUGCUUCUGUUUGGCUUACUAGUAAAUUUCUUGAUACCUUGAGAAAGCUAAGAGGUCCUGAGGCAACAGCUCGAUUUAUUCAUGGAUCAUUGAAGAACACAAGCAUGGGACUGACAAAUCUGAUAGGACCAGUGGAAGAGAUGGCUUUGGCUAAUCAUCCUGUAAAAGGACUAUAUUUUAUGGUGACCGGUGUUCCACAGAGUUGUUCAGUGACAAUGGUGAGUUAUGUGGAUAAGCUAAGAAUAGCAAUGGUAGUGGAGAAAGGUUUUAUAGAUCCAAACAAGUUGAAAUCCUGCAUUGACUACGCUUUUGAUAGCAUCUUUAAAGCUGCAGUCAAAUCUUCUCCAGUGGCAACCUAGGAGCAACAUCACAUGCUUGUACACGUUUUUUUUUUCUUCUGCUUUUUCUAUUCAAUUAAAGUGCACAUUCUACUUGUUUACAAGUUGUUCAAUGUAACUACAUAUAUCACCCAACUCGCUUUGAAUAUGGGCGGGUUAUUAUAAAAUGUGUCUUCUUUGCCACCACUAUUUA